Molecule: messenger RNA, 1858 nt
Organism: Trichoderma citrinoviride
Lineage: Eukaryota; Fungi; Ascomycota; Sordariomycetes; Hypocreales; Hypocreaceae
Exons: 4
Coding region: 8-1858 (616 amino acids)
Source: RefSeq, a predicted model, not a curated record
CGCCACUAUGUGGGAUGUGAUCUGGACGGACCCUGAUAAAGAACUGGUGGGAGAACACAGAGCUCGAAAGGAGAAGAGGGAAACGCCUCAAAAGGAGCCAAAGAGUCGGCCGAGGCGACGCUCGGCAUCCACAGCCAGCUCGCGCUGGUCGACUGACUCUCCGUUUGCCAUCUUUCGCAACAGAGGCGCAAAGAAGACAAACACAUCGUCAUCAGAUGCGCAGAUGAUGUCGCCUGCGUCGUCAGGACUCGAAUCACCGGCCUUGCUCUCUCCCGAUCGCUCGCCCGUUGCAAAGAUGUUUGACCAGGGGAGCCGUCGAAGUUCCAGCCGCAUAUCCACCAGCUUCCUCGACCGGCUCGUCAGCAUCGACAGCCCCUUGAACACGAGCCCGCUGAUUCCGGAGACGAGCGCAAGGCUGCCUCUGCAUCUCGCGAGUGACGACGAUUCACUCGUGCCGGUUGACCGCGUCUCGAACGAUGACUUGACAGAGUCCGAGAAGAUGAAGAGCCUGAUGCAGAUAUUCGGGCAAAGCCCGCAGACGGCCAAACCAGCUGCCGUCGCUCCUGACACUUCUGUCAACAGGCCACUGACACCGCCUUUGACAGCCGACAACUUGAAGACCUCUCCCUCCUAUUCGUCAACAUCGUCACCAACGGCCAAACCACCCUCCGGCUCGCCGGUCGCUCCCAUCCCCUCAACUAACCCUCUCCAAAUGGAGGAACUGGGCACCGAAAUGGCCAUCACGCCUAAUAAUCCCGAGGCAUGGAGGCCUCUCGAUGACUGGGAGCCACGGCCUCUUCUGGAGGAAUCACCCGAGCCGACGUUUGAGCCGGGUGAUCCCAACCAGCUACCCAAGGACGGCAUCGGCAUCAACAAGAACUUUUGCUGGCUCCGCGCCGCAGUCGUCGAGAUGGCAGACACGAAUGUGCCCGAAAUCCUCUCUCGACUGGAGACAAUAUGGAAGGGCGUUGCAAAGAAAGACGUUGCUUUCCUUCUGGGAGACAGCCCCGAGGUCGAGGAAUUGCGGAGGUGGAUGCUCUCAACCAUGAUCCACAUGGACAAAGUCCCGACGACAGAUGGACAAUGGCUGCCUCGUAGAGUGUCUCCCCUAACGGCUCGCAUGACCAUCUCCCUCUACGACUCAGCAGCCACUGUCGCCUAUCUGGCCGCGCUUGAACCCACGAAACAGAUAUAUCACGUAUCGCAGCUGUCUAUACCGCGAGACGAGCUGUUUGCCAAUGUCCGGGUGAUUUCAGUCUCCCAGGUCUCUCCCACAGACUUCCCAGUAGCGCCUCGAAUAUACGAAUCAGUUCACUCUCUGACGCUGCCGUCUCUGUGUCCCGCCGCGCAGCUACCUGGGAUACUCGGCAACGUCUACAAGUGUCUCAAGAAGAAGGGCUUCCUGCGGUUGGUGAUUAUCGACCCACUUCCUCGCGCGGGCACCAUGGGUAGGAACAUGAAGGCGUGGCUCGAGGAACACCUUCUUCGGAACCUGGCAAAGCAGGGCAAAUGCCUGAGUCCCAGCACAGCCUUUCCUCCUCUGCUCGCCGAGGCUCGUCUGCGCGGGGAGGGAAGCACUCUGACGACGACCAAGUUUUACGCCGUGCCCGAGAGCGCAACCGAGUAUCUAGAUAAGGUCAAGGAUGCGAUACAAGCAGAGAACGAAGAGAAGGCCCAGGUUAGGAGUCUGAUCGGACGGAUGCUCUGGGCCGAAGCGUGGGGUCGGCAUGUCACUGGUAACAAAUGGUGGUGGGAUGACCCGGCCUGCGUCGCCGAGUGCCUGGAGAUGGGCACGUUUUGGGAAUACCACACGGUUAAAGGGGUCAAGGAGGUUGAUGAAGCCAGCAAGGCAGCAUGA